Molecule: messenger RNA, 6750 nt
Organism: Bombyx mori (domestic silkworm)
Lineage: Eukaryota; Metazoa; Arthropoda; Insecta; Lepidoptera; Bombycidae
Product: ankyrin repeat domain-containing protein 29
Exons: 12
Coding region: 153-1313 (386 amino acids)
Biological process (GO): protein localization to ciliary inversin compartment
Cellular component (GO): ciliary inversin compartment
Molecular function (GO): protein binding
Source: RefSeq, a predicted model, not a curated record
CGUAGAGCGCGCGCUUAGUUCGCAUUUGAGAUAGCAGCGCUUUUGUUUUUAUUUGACAUUCGAUUUGUUCGCGGUGUUGUUUUUUUUUAAAGCAUCCGUACAGGAAACCCAAUCGUAUCGAUUCGUUUUUCGAUAAAAUUUACACAAUAAGGAUGUCUUCGGAAAGCAGAACCCGUGUGCAACAAAACGAUUUGCUUCUUCACGAGGCCGUGAUCAAGAAUGAGCCGACGGCUGUGAGAGAAGCGCUGAAGAGACCGACGGACGUCAACUGUAGGAACAACUACGGGAGGGCGCCAAUACACUGGGCCGCCAGCCGUGGGAACGUUGAAAUAAUCAACUUACUUAUCGAAGCCAAGUGCGAUAUAGAAGCUGCUGAUAAGUUCGGGAUGCGGCCGUUGCUGAUGGCGGCUUGGCAUGGCCAUCUAGACGCCGUGACAUCUCUAGUCAAGGCAGGCGCAUGUCUCGCAGCUACUAACAAAAAGCAUAAUGAUCUCCUGCAAUGUGCGUGUGCCCGCGGCGCCCGCGAUGUGGCGGAAUACGCCCUGUCCCUCGGAGCGCGCGUGCAGACUGCAGACGUCGCUGGAGACGCCCCCCUCGCACAAGCUGCAAGAGCUGGACACGCGGCUGUCGUAGAACUACUCCUGGACAAGGGGGCUGAUAUCGAUGCAGUCAAUAAGAACGGUCGUACGGCUCUACACAUGGCUUGCGAAGGCGGAUACUCCUCAACUGCUAGUCUCCUGGUAUCACGAGGUGCGUCUAAGGAAGCCAGGGACAACGCCGGCAGGACACCAAUACACAUAGCUGCAGUCCACAGACACACGGAGCUCGUGAGGGUCCUUUUGGAGGCGGAAUGCUUCGUCGAUGCGGUUGAUGAUAGCGGUGUGACCGCGCUACAACUGGCGUGUGCACAAGGCUGCCGGGGCAUCGCGGAGCACCUGCUUGAGUUUGGGGCAAAUGUUCACUUACAGAAUAACGUAGGUUCCUCGGCUUUGCACGCCGCGUGCGCCGCCGACGCAAAUGACAUUGUGGAGCUGCUAUUAGCCAACGGAGCAGAUCCCAGCCUCACCGACCAGUGGGCCCGCUCCCCGCUGAGCGUGGCUGGUGGGGCGGCGGCCGACUCGCCUCCGGAAGGGUUCCGACGCGCCGCGCGAGGUUCAUUCUCCGCAAUACUGGACCUCCUUACCGCCACCACCAAUCUGGACCACCACAGCGAUCAACAUUCAGAGGGUGCCACCACUCCUCGCGCGGAGGACAAGUCCGGAGGACGCUCACCGGCCGCGCAUGAGGCCGCGGAGGUCGGCAGCGAGAGGUGAUGGUCGGCCGCCGCGCUGCUGGAGCGUCUCGCGCAGAGAGGACUCGCCGCCGACCCCCGCCUCGCCCUGCCGCCCACAGGGUGCGCCCGAUACCGCGAGCUGUGCUACCGCGCCGCGCACGCCGCGCCCGGGGCUCCGCUGGCUGUCCCCGGGGCGCCGCACGCCUGCGACUGCCGAAACUGCGCGGCCAGGCGGAACUCCACGCCGCCAUAGCUCACUCGCAGACCGCUACCCAGUUCCAGCGCUCAAUACAGUACUUUACUAUUACUGAUGAUACAGCAUGUUAAAACCUUAGGGUCCUUUCACACCGAGCGGAUCUACACAGCUAUUACAGAGCUUUAGUGGUAUCAAAAUCAAAGUUAAUAUCUUUAUUAAUGUACUAGCCCGUUUCGCUGGGCAUUUAAAAUUAAUUCUCACCCCCACAAAGAUUCUCAUCAUUAACGCCCUCGCAACUAGCGUAGGAAGUCCAACACUCAUAUAAAUAUUAGCCUAUCCGUUAAGUACAUGUAUUUUCUACAUGGAUACCAAGUUUCAAGUCAAUCGGAUGCAUGGUUCAGUAGUUAUAAUGGAACAUCCGUAACAACCACUGUAGAUUUAUAUAUUAGUAUAGAUGUAUUGUAGACUAUCAAUGACGUCCGCUUUGCACUAGGUAACCGUGUGCUCCUACAGUAACAGCGCCUUUAGCGGCAAACGUUCCAACGAGUUAACUUUUAGCCUAUCGAGAACGUUAAGCAACUCCACUAAUCACACCGGACACGAGCGCACGGCCGACGGUUGUAAUCAUUCGCAGACACCCCGUCAGCGGACCGUUAGACGCCUGCCUCUCGCCGACGAUACCUUUAACUCCGACUGAAGACUGUGUCGACACCUCCAUGCAACAACAUCGUAACUCAUUUUUUUACAAAUUUUGAGUUACAAUGCUAUUCGGAUACAAAAAGAAAAAGGAUUUUUUCUGUGUAAUAAUUGUAACUCUACGCCUAUUCAAUUUGAUUUUAUGAAAGAGGUAAAAGCAUUGUAAAUCCCCAAAAAAACCAGAUUAACCUGCAAGGUUAUUGUAACUUUAUUUACAAUACACAAAAUAUUACGAAUAUCUAAUCAAUGAAAUACAACAAAAUUGUACACAAUCUUUGUACAGCAUGACUCUGGAGUUUAUGAACACAAAAUACCAUGCUACUGCAUUGUAACCUGAGUUACAAUGUUUUUGCACGGAUUUUGAUAUUAGUUUUUGUGUGGGCCUGACCCCUAAGAUGCAUUACGAUCUUGUCGCCCGAGUUUACUUGCAUUGUGUGUGCGGUUUACGUGAUUAAAAAUUGUAAAGAAAGGAUAUCGGAAACGGCGAGAUAUGCGAUUUUUAAAGAUUUUUGGUGUCUGAGUCAAGGCAAGUAAAUUUUGUAUGUAGAUGUGUAGACAGAGUUUAACGAAAAUAAAUAACAACAUCAGUUAUUUGUCACUCACGACGUCAUUGGUCCUUUAAUUACUAUUUAUAUGCUGAUGGCGACAAGAAAAGGUUAUGUAAAAAUAUGAUUUUCGACACUCUGUAUUACCGACAUGUGGUUGCAAACUAUUUACAAGGAGAUAGAUGCAGGAGGGACAGGAAUUAUAACAAGGGAUUUGAGAGGAAGUCAUAAUAGUCGAACAAAUCUGAUCCCAGAUGCAGUGAAAGAUUCUGUCAGAAAUCAUUAUCAUUAACCUCUAGAAUUGAUUCCCAUACCGUAAGAAAAAGAACUUUCAAAUUAUACUUUACAAAUUAUACUUUUUAACAUACUCUAAAUUAUAUGGACUUUACGUUGAUCGGAUGAAGGUUAAUUGUCCAACAAAACAAGUGUCAAAUUCUAGACAGUAUAAAUAUAUGUUUUAUAAAGAAUACAACAUAGAAUUUGAUAAGCCAAAACCUCUGUAUCUGACUUAUAUCUAAGUUUCAAUCCAAAAGAUAUCCAAGCAUAGUCUCAGCCAUUUAUGACUUACAUAAUGUUUUAACAACACCCCGAUCUGAAGUUUCAUUAUUUUACUAUAGAAGGAAAUUUGCUGUAUAUAGUUUUACCAUCUUUAAUUUAGGAAAGUCCAAAGGAUAUUCGUGCGUAUGGAACGAGACAACAGGCUGUGUUUCUUUUUAUUAAACAGAAAUAUGAAGAAGGCUUUCGCAUAUUUAACUUUUUUUCUAAUUGCUGUGGCGGACAAAACCAUAACCGAAUAAUAAUAGCUAUGUUUCCUAUGCGUCUAAAAUAUUUGGCAUAUCGAUUAUACAUAACUAUUUUGAAAUUGGACAUUCGCAAUCUGAAGGAUCUGAAGAAUGCCAUGCAUGCAUUGAAUGAACUACGGAAUAAAAAUCAAAUUAUUUACGUACUAGAGCAAUGGAUCACUUUAAUUAGAUGUGCUAAAACAACAUGCGAGCCUUAGUCGUAGCUGAAUUAGAUCAGAAUGUAAUUCUAGAUUUUAAAGACUUCUGACGGAUAAAAACAACUUGGAUAUUUAUGAGAAAAAGUAAUGUGGUCUAAAUUAAAACACAUUAAAAUAGAAAAAGAAAACCAAGAUUUAAUAUAUUUUCAAUAUGAUUAUUUAAGCAGCCAAUAUCUAACUAUUAACCUUACUUGGAAACGCAUUAAAAAUCGACAAGAAUUAAAGAAACAACUCAAUGUGAACAGCCAGAGGAAGAAAGUAUUCCGUUACCCGUUUUAGUGGGUGGCGCAUUUACGAUUUACGUUGUAGAUGUCUAUGGGCUCCAGUAACCACUUAACUUCAGGUGGGCUGUGAGCUCGUCCACCCAUCUAAGCAAUAAAAAAAAUAUUACUCAACGAUAAAAUACUCCCAAUUUCCACAGGAAAUUUUAAAGAUCUCGUAAGUUUAUACAAGUGCAACGCGAUUCCAGAAAUUUACCACAAAUUUUACUUAAAUCUUCCACAUUCAACUCAAUUAGCUGAAGAUAACAAAAGUGAUGAUGAAAAUUAAUUGUUAUUGAGUUCUAUUUUAUUAAUGUUACCAAACAAGAAAAUGGAGUUGUUUUUUUUUGUUAUACCUGUCAUUAGCGGCUGAUUUUAAAUGGUAGGUAGGUACUGCGUGCGAUGGUUUAAUAAUUAGUGUUUGUUCUAAUUAACUUUUAAUAAAUUUUGUCAGUAAGCUGCAGUUUUAGUCUUACAAUCAAAUAUUUUAAUUAAUAUUAAUCCUGUUAUAGUGACUUAUGUCCAUUAUGAUAGGAUUUUUAAGAAAUUUGCAAUUAUUUGUAUGAAAAACAAUUGAACGUUUACAUACAAUUUUCAUGCAAUAAAAUUGUAACUCAGAGUUACAAUUGUUUGAAAAGAUAAAAAACAUAAUACGUAAAAAAAUAAAGGACGUAACUCAGACAUACAAUGUUUGUCACUGUAGCUCAAGUGACUUGAUUAUGCAUUGUUUUUCACGUAAGUCAUGAAAAGCCAUGAAAACAACUUUUUUUUAAUAAUCUUAAAGUACAUGACAAUAGUGCACAUUAAAAACAUAGGAUAACAACACUUUCGAAGAUUGUAGAGUGAAACCUUGAAUAGCUAUGAUAUUUGGAAUUUUCAUUUUACUCUCACCAAAAAUCUCAAAACAUGAGUUACAAUUUUAUUGCAUGGAGGUGUCGAUGUCAUAGGACUCUAUUUUUUUAUUAGACGGAUAGAUGAGCUCUGCCCGCCUCAUGUGAUGUUAGUGGAGACCAUAAACUUCAGCUACUCAAAUGCCGUCACCUACCUUGACAGUUUGUCUUAUAGUACACAAGCGGACCGCUACGGCUCCGCUCGGGUCUUUAACAAAAAUUUUAACGAUAUUUGAAGUCGUUUUAUUUUUUUAAAUAAAAGAACACUUAUUGCGGCAUAACUAUAAUAGACAUAUGCUGUCCCGACACUUUUCGUAAAUAAUAUUGUGUUCUACAAAGUCGUAGUACAUUAUUUAAUUCUAUCAUUAGUAGUUUUCGCAGCGCACGCGCUGUAAACAAUAUUUUAGACAAAUUUUUUACGCCUUGGGUUACAUUAUUGAAGUUUUAGUAAGGAUCUCUAAUUUUUUUCAAAAAAGAUUAUAGCGUAUCUCAGUCGGGAAGCUUGUGUAGCUUCCCGAGUGACAGAUAAAUCGGUUCAGUAGUUUCAGAGCCUAUUCAAUACAAACAAGCAAAUCUUUCCUCUUUAUAAUAUUAGUAUAGAUAGUAUAGAAGUACAUAUUUGCAGCACCUCCUUCAAAUCAGAUUAUUGCUUCAAGGCAGAAAUAGGCAGUGGUGGUGGCGGCACCUUCCCGUACGGACUUCCAAGACGUAAGAAAAGUAAAUAAAGAUUUAAUGUAUGUACAUACUCUGAAGGUAAUAUUAAAAAUAGUGCCUGAUGACCACUCAACACUUGUGAAACCUAAAGGGCCAGUUUAUAACUUUUGCGUUUUAACAAAAUCACAUUAUCUAUCUUCAUAUUAUUUUUUUAUUACUUAGAUGGGUGAAGCUCACAGCCUACCUGGUGUUAAGUGAUUACUGGAGUCCAUAGACAUCUACAGCGUAAAUGCCGCCACCCACCUUGAGAUAUGCGUUCUAAGGUCUCGGUAUAGUACAACGGCUGGCUGCCGUGGGUGGGCCUUCAACUGCUUUACCGCAGAAAUAGGCGUGGCGGUGGUACCUACCCGCGCGGACUCGCAAGACGUCCUACCACCAGUAAAAUAUUUUAUUAUUAUCAUAGACUAGUAUUUCGAAGAGCUUACAAGUGAUUUUGUAUCUAGUACUUACCUACGUGCAGUAAGUUCAUUGGUAAUUCAUUACAUCAUAACAAAAAAUUAUCCUCUGAAAAUAUCUUGAAAACUUGUCUAAAUAAAAUUGUAAAAAUCUUAUAAUUUUUUUCUAAAUAAAAACUUAUUCUUUGAUUUUCCAGUGCAAAUGUCAAUAAACUAAGUACUUGUAUUUUAGUUUGUAAAAUAAGCUUAAAAUUCAUUAUAAUAUUGAAUAUUUUAUUAAUCGAACAUUAAGAAUUUCUCGUAAAACUUAUCAAUUAAAACAGUGUUUUUUGAUAUAUCUAAGCCAAAUUAUAAUAACUUAGAUUUAAAUAUAAGAAAAAUUAAUUAGAAAAUAUUAUUAAUUAUUACGUGUUUCAGCGGUCCAUUAUAAUUAAUAUGACGAAUUGCUAUUGAAGUAUCUAUUAUAAUUAAUUUUAUACUUCUUAAAUUUAAGCUUUUAAAAAUAUUUAAAUCUAAAAAGCUCGUAAAAAUUCAUUCAACGUAAUUUUAACAUUACAUACUAUUAUUAUACAUCGUCACAUAAUUGUUUUUAAGCUUUAAUAUUAUAGUAUUUAAAAUAAAUUUAUAUAUUUCGACCAUUUUGUAUUUUGCUUAUCUCGUUUUUUUUUAAAUGUACAUUAAUUAUUAUAAGGCCUAUCUAAUAUGCUUUAAGAAUAAAUUUAUGUAUUUUCAAAAAUAAAAAUAGAUGUAUAUUCAAAAAAAUAAAUAUUCAAAAAUACAA